Molecule: messenger RNA, 1726 nt
Organism: Nicotiana tabacum (common tobacco)
Lineage: Eukaryota; Viridiplantae; Streptophyta; Magnoliopsida; Solanales; Solanaceae
Source: RefSeq, a predicted model, not a curated record
UCAAAAUAAUUACAAAAUUUUAAUUGGAAAACCACUUCUUGAUGAUAGGAGCAGUAUUGACAAUCUACAUGAAGAGCACAUGGUUUUGAAAAAAAAAGAAAAUGAAAAUACUAAAGACUCUAAACACUUGCAUGAACCAAAAAUUACAGACAUUACAAGUGUCAGUAACGUGGCAAAAAAUGCUUGCCACACUAAUAGAGUUAAUCCCACGCUUAACCAAAAUAAUUUGAAAAAUAACUUACUAAGCACCAACCGGACACACCAAGAGUACUUCAAUUACCCUACCAAUAAUGAUAACCCUACUACUAUUGACUUAACCAAUAAUAAUAUGCAAAACACCUUCUUCCAACCAACCAAAAAUCCAACACAUGGAAGAUAAUACUAGCUAAGUGGCAGAGGCCAUAUCCAUGCAAGAUUUGGAUAAAAACCUUACGCUACUCCCCUCAAAUCCCAUGCAAAUAGAGCCCAUCAUUACAAUCUCUUCCAAUUUCGUAGACAAUAGCCUCAAUAUAAAACAAGAAAACCACCAAAAUGCCAAGAGUUUCAGUAACACUAAGAAAGAGGUACAUGUUCAUCCAACUUUGCCAUUUCUCUCGACAACAAACUAUGAACAAUCUUCCACCCCUACCUCCUCACUUCCCCUCCAAUCCAGUGAUAUAUGCCCAGCCACCAAAUCCACCGAAUCACCAACCACAAUCGUGGGUGAAAUUAGGUCUCUUAGGCCAUGCAAUCUCCUUCAAUCUGUAGAUCAAUGGACAUGAAUCCAUACUGAUAAUCCAAAAUACUCACUAUCUUGCACAACUAAUCUCGGAGGGAAUGAACCUAACAAUGAACAACUAUAUAAACCAAAUGUGGAUGAACAACAUCCUACAACCACUUGCACCCUCUUUGAACCAAAACCUAGUUCACACCAUGCAAUACAUGUGGAAUAUACCAAGCAGCUCCAGUCAACAGAUUCCACAAAAUCCACCUCUAAACCUCCCUUUCUUUGCACCGGAGAACUAACAUUAGUGAAUCCAAUCUUCACCCAAUGGACUGCACAACACAGGGAAAACCAAACGAUGGCUCCACAAGUAGAUCCAAUGGAAGAUCAAGCUCAACCACCAAACAUGCAAAAUCAGGAAGGAAUUCAGGAGGAGGAAGAGGACAUCAUGCAACACUUGGGUGAACCAUCAGUAGCAUUUUUAAGCCUAAGCGAGGUAAAAAUACUAAUAUUCAAGGAGAUGCUAGACAUGAAAUCUAUCUUCAGCUGCCAAGUGCACUCUACAAGUGCUCACUGGACAUAAGGCCCCCACAGGACCCUACAGUGGGGAAGAAUCCCUCAGGAGGAAUUCCAACAACAACCUAAUUAAUAACCCAAUGAUGAACCAACCAAACAAUUUUAUAAUAUGGAACGUUAGAGGAGCUAAUAACGACAACUUUAGGAGUAACUUUAGAGAGCUAAUGGACACCCAUAGGCCAUGCCUAGUUGCUUUGUUGGAAACCAAAAUGGCAAGUCACACACCCAUUCCGGAGGAUUUCAACUUCACUGAGAUGAUUGGAGUCCCUGCUGUUGGCCAAGCUGGUGGUUUAAUUAUCUUGUGGAACCAUGACAUGGUGACCGUCAACAACUUCACUAGAAAGGGGCAGAAAAUCCAUGCAACGAUUGAGGUGGUUAAUAGAGAAGGCAAUGCAAAUGGGGGAGAUCGUGGUGAAGCAUAACUUUCGUGAAGGAAAUAGUGUGGCA